Messenger RNA from Myotis myotis, 876 nucleotides. Its product is annotated as 40S ribosomal protein S24-like. The transcript has a single exon. Gene Ontology annotation, biological process: translation. Bases 311 to 613 code for a protein of 100 amino acids. NCBI's taxonomy places the organism in Eukaryota, Metazoa, Chordata, Mammalia, Chiroptera, Vespertilionidae. The record is from RefSeq and is a predicted model, not a curated record. Gene Ontology annotation, molecular function: structural constituent of ribosome. Gene Ontology annotation, cellular component: ribosome.
GUGAUGAAAAGCAACCAAGAUUACUCUAUCCAGCAAAGCUACCAUUCAGAAUCAAAUGAUAGAUAAAGAGCUUCCCAGAAAAGAAAAUGCUGAAGGAGUAUUACAAGGAAUGUUAAAAGGUCUUCUUUAUAAAGAAGAAGAGAUUGGUGUGGUAGGCCUCCUGAUCUGGCCACACCCGCACACCAGCACUGCCCAGGGUCCUUCUGUUGAUAUAAUUGGCCAGGGGAGAGUGGUCCUCCUUUCCUCUCUGGUUGCUUGAAGAUCAACUUCUAUCAUAAAUAACACAGUAACUAUCUGAACCAGGAAGUUCAUGACCAACAGACUACUUCAGCAGAAACAAAUCAUCAUUGACGUCCUUCACCCAGGGAAGGCAACAGUACCCAAGACAGAAAUUCGGGAAAAACUAGCCAAAAUGUAUAAGACCACACCAGAUGUCAUCUUUGUGUUUGGAUUCAGAACCCAUUUUGGUGAUGGCAAGACAACUGACUUUGGCAUGAUUUAUGAUUCCCUGGAUUAUGCAAAGAAAAAUGAAGCCAAACAUGGACUUGCAAGACAUGGCCUAUAUGAGAAGAAGAAGACCUCAAGAAAACAAAGGGACACAAGAAUAGAAUGAAGAAAACCAGGGGGACUGCAAAGGUCAAUGUUGGUCCAUAAAAUUUGUCAACGUGUCGCUCUCUCUGGACAUUUCCAGGGUCGUCUUCUUGUCAGUGUGAUGCAGAAGAACACACAUUGAGAAUUUAGACUCAGCAUGUAUGAUGCCGCUCCUCUUUCUCUCUGUCCUCAAGCAAUCAGCAUCAUUAAAAAGAAGAGAGCUGGCAUGGCUCAGUGGUUGAGCAUCGACCUAUGAUCCAGGAGGUCACAGUUCGAUUCCCAGUC